AGGGGUGGAGCCUGAGCGAGGAGUCUGCGAGCAGCCCUCGCUCCCCGGAUGACGAGGGGGUGGAUAACAUGGAGUCGGGCAAGAUGGCGCCUCCCAAGAAUGCUCCGAGAGAUGCCUUGGUUAUGGCACAGAUCCUGAAGGAUAUGGGAAUCACGGAUUAUGAACCAAGGGUUAUAAAUCAAAUGUUGGAAUUUGCUUUCCGAUAUGUGACUACAAUUCUGGAUGAUGCAAAAAUUUAUUCCAGCCAUGCUAAGAAACCUAAUGUUGAUGCAGAUGAUGUGAGACUGGCAAUCCAGUGUCGCGCUGACCAGUCUUUUACCUCUCCUCCCCCAAGAGAUUUUUUAAUGGAUAUUGCAAGGCAGAAAAAUCAAACCCCUCUGCCACUGAUUAAGCCAUAUGCGGGACCUAGACUGCCACCUGAUAGAUACUGUUUAACAGCUCCAAACUAUAGGCUGAAGUCCUUAAUUAAAAAGGGACCUAACCAAGGAAGACUAGUUCCACGGUUAAGUGUUGGUGCUGUCAAUAGCAGACCUACCACUCCUACUAUAGCGACCCCACAAACAGUAUCUGUCCCUAAUAAAGUUGCAACUCCAGUGUCAGUGACAAGCCAAAGAUUUACGGUGCAGAUUCCACCUUCUCAGUCCACACCUGUCAAACCAGUUCCUGCAACAACUGCAGUUCAAAAUGUUCUGAUUAAUCCUUCAAUGAUUGGGUCCAAAAAUAUUCUUAUUACUACCAACAUGGUUUCAUCACAGAACACGGCCAAUGAAUCAAACCCACUGAAGAGAAAACACGAAGAUGAUGAUGACAAUGAUACUAUGUAAGGCAUAUAGUCUAGUCUAGAUGCAUUUCAAAAGUAUAGUUGGUUUUGAGCCCAGUAUACUGAACUAGAAUGUUCUAGACCUUCUCAAGUUUUACCUUAAAAAAUAAAUGUAGCUGCAUAUUUUUCACAUUAGUUAAAACUGUUAGAUUCCUUUUUAGUGAAAGGACAAAUGUUUUUUCAUUAGGCUUCAAGUACAAAAAGUUAAGUACUUAUUUCUUAAUAGUUUCAUUAAUGUCGAGUCCUACUAUGGCAAUUCUAUUCUUGGAGGCAGUUUUCUGCUAUGUGUCACUGACAGCACUUAAGUUUCAGGUUCUACAGCCUGGUCAGUGGACUAAUUUUUAACAGCAUAAUUUCUAAUCUACAUUUAAAUACUUUCUUUUGUAAGGUAAAACAGUCACUUUUACUGUCACUAGCUUUUGACCAAAUCUCUCAACUUAGGAAACAUCUUUUGAAAAGGAUGGAUUUAGAGAGAUUCUAAAUCCAUUUUGAAUGAAUUUAACUUGGUUCUUGGUUUUCCCUAACUUCCCACCUCAACUCCCUUUCUAUAUCCCAUUCAUUUUCUGCACUCCCCCCAUAAUCUUAAGUUUCUCCCCAUUGCUCUUAAAUUUAAAAGGCCAUAACUGAAAUUUUUGAAAUAUCAUUCCUGAUAACACAGCUCAGUGUCAUUUUCAUAUUUCUAAAACAUGCUCUAUAUGCCCGAUGUUCUGUGGUUCACCUUAACCUGAGGGUUUGCGUUUGUUCUUUUUCACUCCAUACUAGAGCAAAUUAUGUUCUAUCCCUUGCCUUUUAUGCCUGUUGAGCUUUACUGUGCUUUUAACAGGUAGUUUUGGGUCACUUAUAUUCAGUUUCUGUCUUGUAUUCCAAGUUGAUAACUCUACUGUAUUUCACAUUUCUAAAUUUAACAGAUGCUAUAGCUUAAAAUGUGCUUUGAUAAAUAUUUACACUGGACCCAGGCAAAACCACUGAAGAGCAAGUAUUUUCUUCCUUUCUACCACAUGCAUAUAUGUUUUGAUUACUACUGCUUGAACCCUCCUGUUGGUAUAAUUCAGAUCAUUUUUCUAGCUUGUUGCUGAGGAUGUCACACAUAAAAUGAGGAUCAAACCUAAAAAUAGAUACUAAUCGUUCUCCAUCCUCUACAAGGCCAACAAGGAAAACAAAUGAGUGUGAUGUGACUUUGCAUUUAGGUACGCUCUGCAUAGGUUUCCCAGUAAUGUAGUAAUGUUGCUAAAUACCUUUCCCUAUUUUCCAUUUAUACAUGUCUAAAAGUCUUAUUGGGAAAGAUUGCAAAGCUUUUGAGAAUAUAAACAGACCUGUUUUGUUUCUGUUAAGUUCAACAUACUCAACAUACUUUUGCAGAAUUUUCUAAAAUAAAUUUUCAUAUCAUAAUUUAGAAUUUGUAGCAAAGGAUCCUCAAAACUUAAACAUAAGUUUCAUCUCAGGAUGGUGCUUUGAUACAUCUGAGAAAUACUCCAGUAAUGGGCAAGAACUAUCUUAUCACAGUUUGAGUGUUUUUGGAUAUUAGGGAAAGGUGAUGUAACUUAUUAACAAAACAGACCUGACCAACAUCAUAGAAGAGAAAUGUUGAUGAUAUAGCAUAGGGUGUCAUUACUUGAAUGUUCUCAGGGAGGCAGCAUGUCAGAAGGCCUAGAUUCUAUUCCUAGCUCCAUCAUUUACCAACUAUGUGACCUUACUUCACCUAUUAGCCUUGUUCUCCUCACUAGUAAUAGGAAAGUAACACCCUGCCUACCUCACAGGGAUGUUGUGAGGGUUUAACUGGUAUAUGUGAAAGUUCUUUCAAAAUUGUAAAAUGCUAUAUGACCACAAGGAAUUAUUAUUAGUGUAUUUGUUUCAAGGUUAUUAAUAAAUACUUGAGCUUA
Messenger RNA from Propithecus coquereli (Coquerel's sifaka), 2700 nucleotides. It is a transcript of the gene TAF9B, whose product is annotated as TAF9B RNA polymerase II, TATA box binding protein (TBP)-associated factor, 31kDa. Gene Ontology annotation, biological process: DNA-templated transcription initiation. Gene Ontology annotation, molecular function: RNA polymerase II general transcription initiation factor activity; protein heterodimerization activity. The transcript has 7 exons. The record is from RefSeq and is a predicted model, not a curated record. NCBI's taxonomy places the organism in Eukaryota, Metazoa, Chordata, Mammalia, Primates, Indriidae. Bases 69 to 824 code for a protein of 251 amino acids. Gene Ontology annotation, cellular component: transcription factor TFIID complex.